AUUUUACUUGUCCCAUAAUAUUGUUGUACAAACAGAUGAAAAAGUCACCACACAUCUUGUGCAACUGAUCAACUCCUCAUAACAAAAGAAGGAGAGUUCACAAGGCAACUCUUCACUCUCCGCGCGCACACACACAAACAAAAAAAUGGAAAGCAUCGGAGUAUUGAUGGCGUGUCCAAUGUCAUCCUACUUAGAGCGAGAACUAGACAAGCGAUUCAAGCUCUUCCGCUUCUGGAACUUCCCGCAGAAGUCUGAAUUCCUGAAUGAGCACGCUGAUUCCAUCCGUGCUGUUGUCGGCAAUGCCUUCGCCGGCGCUGACGCUGAGUUAAUCGAUUCCCUUCCGAAGCUCGAGAUUGUUUCGAGUUUCAGUGUUGGUUUAGAUAAGAUUGAUUUGAAUAAGUGUAAAGAGAAGGGGAUUAGGGUUACGAAUACUCCUGAUGUUUUGACUGAGGAUGUCGCUGAUUUGGCUAUUGGAUUGAUGCUGGCUGUACUUAGGAGGAUUUGUGAGUGUGAUCGCUAUGUUAGGAAAGGGCUGUGGAAGACCUCCGGUGAUUUCAAAUUGACUUCUAAGUUUAGUGGCAAAUCAGUGGGUAUCAUAGGAUUGGGAAGGAUUGGCUUAGCAAUUGCUAAGAGAGCAGAAGCUUUUGACUGUCCAAUCAGUUACUACACGAGAUCAGAAAAGCCAAAUACAAAUUAUAAGUACUAUCCAAGUGUUGCUGAGUUGGCUUCCAAUUGCCAGAUUCUGGUUGUGGCAUGUCCACUGACUCCUGAAACUCAUCAUAUUGUCAAUCGUGAAGUCAUGGAAGCUUUGGGACCAAAAGGGGUUCUGAUUAACAUUGGUAGGGGUCCUCAUGUUGAUGAAAAGGAGCUUGUAUCUGCUCUUCUUGAAGGCCGAUUAGGGGGUGCUGGCCUUGAUGUGUUUGAGAAUGAGCCUGGAGUACCAGAGCAGCUCUUUGGCCUUGAGAAUGUGGUCCUAUUGCCUCAUGUAGGUAGUGGCACAAAGGAAACACGCAAGGCCAUGGCUGACCUUGUCCUUGGGAACUUAGAAGCUCACUUUCUGAAGAAACCGCUGUUAACUCCAGUGACGUUACAUUUUGCUGCAACAAUUAUGUCCACUUCAUGUAGGAGCACAUUGUCUCCUGAGCUUUCGAGCAAAUAUUUCUUGAUUGUUUGGGUGCUUCAACUUGCUGUCACUACAGAAAUGGAAGAGAUAGGGGUAUUAUUGAUGCGUCCAUUGUCCAAUUACAUCCAGCAAGAGCUGUCCAAACGUUUCACCCUCUUCAAGUACUGGGAAAUUCCCGCUGAAUCUCUCAAACUACACGCAGAUUCCAUCCGAGCAGUGGUGGGGAAUGGAGUACUGGGAGCCAACUCUCCGUUGAUCGACGCUCUGCCCAGAUUGGAAAUCAUAUCGAGUCACAGUUCUGGGCUUGACAAGAUUGAUUUGGUGAAGUGCGAAGAGAGAGGGAUUAGGGUCACUUCCACACCCGAUGCUGUUACAGAUGAUGUUGCAGACAUGGCCAUUUUACUCACAAUUGCAACUUUGAGGAGGAUUUGUGAAGCUGAUCGCUUCGUCAGGAAUGGGAUUUGGAAGCAAAAGGAUUUCGAUUUGACUGCCAAGGAGGUCACGGGUUCAAAUCUUGAAAACAGCCUCCGACAGAAAUGCAAGUUUAGCGGCAAAUCGGUAGGUAUUGUAGGCUUAGGGAGGAUUGGUUCAGCAAUUGCCAAGAGAGCUGAAGCUUUUGGAUGUUCAAUCAGUUACCAUUCGCGUUCACAAAAACCAGAGUCAACGCAUACCUACUAUCCACGUGUUAUUGACUUGGCCUCCAACUGCCAGAUCCUUGUCAUUGCUUGUGCCUUGACUGAUGAAACUCAUCACAUUGUCAACCGUGGAGUUAUAGACGCCUUGGGUCCAAAUGGAGUUGUUAUCAACAUUGCAAGGGGUUCUCAUAUUGAUGAACCUGAGCUGGUUUCUGCCCUUGCAGAAGGCAGGUUGGGAGGAGCAGGGUUUGAUGUUCUUGAACAUGAACCUGAAGUGCCUAUGCAACUAGCUAAACUUAAUAAUGUUGUACUAUCACCUCACAUCGCAGCUGCCACUGUGGAGAGCCGUAAGGAGAUGGCUGACCUCGUCAUUGCAAACUUGGAGGCAUACUUUUCGAACAAGCCGUUACUAACUCCUGUUCUUUGAUACUUCCUGGUGAAGGUCUGUUGAUCUUGGAAGUACGUAUUGGGAAGGGUGAUCCACCGAGAAGCCCGCGUGUAAUCAAUCAUGUUGAAUCCCUCCUUUUGAGUUCUGAAUCCUACUACAAACACUUGGUUAUUAAUAAAAAAGAGGUCUGAUGAUCUUGCACUCAGGUCAUAGUUGAUUCUUCCGCUUUUAUAUUCGUCAUCCAGAGUAAGAUGCCAAGUGUUUCACUGGUUCAAGCUAAUGUAAAAUUUGGACAUGCCCCUCUUUCUUUUGCUAAUUGGAAACAUGUGAGGAUGGUUGAUAGUAGCACAUUGAGGUGUUUGUUCUCAUCAUUCCUUGUGA
Capsicum annuum is the source of this 2527-nucleotide messenger RNA. Its product is annotated as D-3-phosphoglycerate dehydrogenase 2, chloroplastic. The transcript has 6 exons. Gene Ontology annotation, molecular function: NAD binding; glyoxylate reductase (NADPH) activity; hydroxypyruvate reductase [NAD(P)H] activity. Gene Ontology annotation, cellular component: cytosol. The record is from RefSeq and is a predicted model, not a curated record. Bases 146 to 2185 code for a protein of 679 amino acids. Lineage: Eukaryota; Viridiplantae; Streptophyta; Magnoliopsida; Solanales; Solanaceae.